AUGUCGAAUUUGGCCAACGGCAUCACACAUACGGCGCAUGGGGUCGGAGAACACGUGUCCUUCCACAUGUUCUUCGACUCCUGGAUCGUGGAGCAAAACCACCAACUCCAAGAACUUGUCUCUGCGGCCUCGGCCUCGGCCUCCGCCUCCGAGGCCAGCGUGCUGAUUCCACUGGUAGUCCAGCACUACGAGCAUUACUACAAGACGAAAUCAAUGUGGGCAAAGAAGGACAUUUUGUCAAUGUUCAGGCCGUCGUGGAGGAGCAGCCUAGAGAAAGCGUACAUGUGGGUGGGGGGGUGGCGGCCCACCAUGACCUUCCACCUACUCUACUCCAAAUGUGGCCUCCAGUUCCAAGACACAGGCAACCUCUCGCACAGUCAGAUGGAGCGCGUGGACAAGUUGCACAAGACUACCUUAUGGAAGGAGAAGAUGAUAACCGAGAAGCUGGCUAAGCUGCAGGAGACAAUGGCCGACUCUUCGAUGGUCGAGUUGACUGAUCACUCUCGACAUGGUGGUGAUCAGGUUGUUCAUCAUCAGGGGCUAGUUGAUGCGGCUCUGGCACCAAAGGAGAAGGGGCUUGUGGGGAUUCUGCAGAUGGCUGAUGAGUUGAGGCUCAACACGCUUAAAGACUUGAUCCUUAUUCUGAGUCCUAUUCAGGGUGUUUACUUCCUUAUUGCUGCGGCGGAGCUCCACCUCAGGAUGCAUGACUGGGGGAAGAAACGUGACGACGACGCUAGCCACAACCACUGCUAA
Messenger RNA from Erythranthe guttata (spotted monkey flower), 753 nucleotides. RefSeq names its product protein DOG1-like 4. NCBI's taxonomy places the organism in Eukaryota, Viridiplantae, Streptophyta, Magnoliopsida, Lamiales, Phrymaceae. Gene Ontology annotation, biological process: DNA-templated transcription. The record is from RefSeq and is a predicted model, not a curated record. Gene Ontology annotation, molecular function: sequence-specific DNA binding.